CCUCCUUUUCUUUCUCUACUUUAGAUAUAUCGAGAGAGAGAGUGAGAGUGCUGAAUCCUAAUUUUUUGGAGUUUGAUUGAAGGUUGGAAAAUCCAUUUGAGGAUUUAAUUGUAUUUGUGAGAUGGUUAAAACUUGGGUAUCAAUUCAGAAGCCACAUUUUGCCACUGAGAGGAGAAAAUGCUGUCACUUGCCGAAGUUAAGUCAGGGAAGCGGAAGGUAUCGAUGGUCACCGGCAGAGCUGUUGAACAACCGGCCAAGAAGCAGAAACACAUGAAAUCUGAGAUAAGUUCUUCACCUGAAAUAUUCUUCCAUCCAAAAAGUUAAAGGUUUGAUCUUUUAUUUUUUGUUUUUUUACACCCAUGGUGUUUUGGGGUAUUCAUUUGGUGAAGAUGGUAUUCAAGUUAUAUUUCCAGUUCUCCUUUUUGAUGGAUUUUAAUCUAUUGCUGAAUAUAUUUAGUUAUAUGUUUGGGUAUUCAUUUUGGUUGAUUUUUGUACUGCACAUUAAUUUUGCUCGGUGGGUUUUGUCAUUUAAGUUGGCUUAUUUGUUGAGUUUAUUGAAAAACCAUUAGUUUGUUUGUCUUGCGUAAUAGAAGAUCACCACUGCUGAAAUUACUUUUAAAUAUAUUUUUAAAUAUAUUUUUCUUAAAUAUAUGUUUUUUUAGAUUCUCAUUCAAAUGUAUAAUCCUUUCCCAUGUUUUCAUCAUUAUCAUUUUCCAUUCCUAGUAACUGGGUAAUUUGGGUGUUGUUUUGGAUAACCGUAUGUACCAACUUAGUAGCUAAACAACACCUUUUUUAUAUUUUUAACAUUGCCCUUUUCUCAUUUUUAUUUGUAGUAAUCUUAAGGAGUUCUUUUCCAUACAUGUAUGUUUCAAUUUAGUCGAUAAAUCUAAUAUUAUUUGCUUGUAAGUUAUUGCAGUUUCCAAAAAUUUAUUGUUUAUUAAUGUAUUGAUUUUUUUGACACUUUGUGGGUAUCAAGUUACAAGAUAAAUACUCAAUAGUAUCUAAAUUUAUAAUUGUUUUUGAAUGUUUAUUUAUAUGAUAGUAUCUAAAUGUGACAUGUUCCUUUCAGACUUCCAGUUCUAAAUACCUAUUAGUAGCUACUUUGGAGUACUUUAAUGUAUGCAUUCUGAUAACCUAAUAUAUAUUGUAGUAACUUAAUUGGUCAUUUUUAUUUUAAAUGUUUCAAUUCUCAAUACUUAGUGCUACCGCAACAUGUCAUUCAAAAUGGUUUUAUAUACUUCAUAGUAGUUAAUAUUAUUUGUGUGUCUGUUAUUGCAUACCAGUUAGUAUUAUCUUAUCUGGUACAUUUUAGUAAUAGUAGUAAUCACCUUUUUUACAUCGUUUUUCAUUUUCAGAUAUGGGAUUUGUAUUUCAAACCCGAGGAUAGAAUUGGUGGUAAAAUACAUUUUUGGUGGAAAAGUAAUAUUAUUAAUGAGAUUAAGAGAAAAUUAUCAAAUAAUCAAUGGAAUAUGUUGAUGUCUACCUGUUUUGGGCACUUAUUGGAUCUUAAAUCUUACAACAUGCAAGCUCAGGUAAUUCUUCAUGCUCUGAUGAGGGAACUUUAUCAAACCAACGAUGAUGAGAUGUGGUUUGAUUUCAGAGGCAAGAGAGUUAGAUUUGGAUUAGGCGAGUUUUCCAUAAUUACUGGUUUGAAAUGCUACGGUGAUUAUAGUCUCGAAAGAUUUAACAUCAGCAAUAAAUUUGUUGAUAAAUAUUUCAGCGAUCAAAAUGUAUGUCGUGAAGUUAUACAAACACGAUUUGGGUCAAGCAAAUUUGAAGAUGAUGAUAUUUUCGCUGUUAAGUUGGCUGCUCUGUAUUUCUUGUCUAACUAUUUGAUGUCUAAACAUGAUGGUAAACUUGUUGAAGACAAUAUCUUGAAUCUGGUGGGUUCUGAUGAGUUUGAAACAUUUCCAUGGGGUAAGCUAGUGUUCGAUCUAACGUUGAAAGAGUUGCAAGCGAGUUUUAAGGGCAUGCAUAAAAAGAAGGUUGGAGAAAAAGAGAAAUCGGUGAUUAGGGUUGCUGGUAACCCCACUUGCCCAUCUUCAAAAACAUACAAGUUGGGUGGGUUCCCAUUAGCAUUCCAGUGUUGGUUGUAUGAGAUGAUACCCAAUCUCAAGGAUGAAGGAUUUUGUUUUUAUGACGAAGAGCAAGUUUUUAGAAUAUCCAAAUGGAGUAGCACAUCAAAACCUGAAUAUAGUACGCUAGAAAAGAAAGUGUUUGUUUCAUCUGUGCUUAAGGUAAAUCACAUUAUCCCUACAGAAGAAGGGGCUAUGUUGCUGGACAUAAAAAAUUUCAAUGUUUUGUCAAUGUCGGAUUCAGAAAUGGAUGAUGACUUUCAACCAUUUCAUGUGAAGGGGAAAAUGACUCAUGUCGGGGAAUGCUCGUCUAUGCCACCACCAAUAUCUAUUGACAAGGACAGACCUCAAUUUUCUGAUUUGAUUGAUCGCAUCAAGGUUAUUCUUAUUAAGCAAGACCAAUUAGAUCUAAAAAUCGACAAUUACAAAUCACAUAUUGCUGCGAGGUUUGAUGUGUUGGAGAAGAUCAUGAUGAAUAAUGAUACCAAGAUGGAUAUUUUUGUCAAAGCAUUGAAGGAAAUUAAGCAAUAUAUGUUCCAUGAUCAAAUUGAAAUGAUUACUGGCAUUCAACUUGAAAAAGAAGACAAUAAGAUUAAUGGAGAAAUUGAAAUUAAUGAUAAGUUUCAAAAUAAAAAAGAAGAGAAUAAGGUUGGCAAGCAAGCUAACGUCACUCAAGAUCAGGGCACGGAAGAAUUUAAGAUUGAGUACGAUGAUCUCCCAAGUUUUGAUAUAAUGACUCAGAACAUUCUGGAUAUUGAAUUUAUGCCCAACAAUGAUACUGUUCACACCCCAUCAGUUCAAAACAAAAAUGUUGGCCAAUCAUAUACCAAAAACCACGAGGACCAGAACCAGCAUAAACAAAAACCCAAAGAGCAUAAGGACAAUGUUUGCAAUGAUGACAAGGGUAUUUAUGGUAAAAGUGCGUACAAGGAUGCCAUAGUUAACUCUAAUGAUAAUCCUGAAGAAAAAAAAGACAAUAUUAUUGGUGAUAAGUCAAUUCAAAAUGAAGCUGUUGAUGUUGUAAGUGGGCAUUAUGAUGAUGAUGUUGGAUUUGUUAAGGCACUCGUUCAUACAGUUGAUGAAGUUAUUAAGUGCUAUGCAGAUAAGAAAAAUGAGGAAUACUCCAAUCUAGUUGUUAUUGAGGCUGGAUUGGUUUCUCGUAAGCGUAGUGCCAAACCAGGAGUUCAUACUCAAGAUCCAUUUACAUCUGAGUUUGGAAUUGCUAAGAAGACUACUUUGUCCAAGUCCAAUCCAGCGAUUAAAACUAUCAAAGGCUUGUUUCCUUUUUAUUCUGACUUGGAGCAUACUCCUCAUUUUUCUGAGCAAUUGGCUUUUGACCAAUGCACAUAAAUAUCGCAUUUUACUACCCGAGGAAGCAAAUUAGAUACGACGAGAGUAUUAGUAUUUCAGCAACCACAACAGAUUCUUUUUUUGGUCAGCGGAUCAACUCAUUAUAUAAAAAAAUAUGUGAAUUCUGGAAAGAAUGCUGCAGCAAUACCAGACAAUAAUGCAAUAAGUGAGUACAUUGAUGGGUUGCACUUGCAUUGUAAUGUUCGAUGGCAUGCAGUUGAUUUUAUUUUGAUGCCUGUGCUCGUUGAAUAUUUGUCACAUUGAAUUUUAUGUAUAUUUAAUAUUCAUAAGCGAUGUCUUGAGGUGUACAACACUAUAGUGGGAACAAAUGAAGUAUUGUUGCCUAUAUUACUUGCUAGGAUUCAAUUUUUUA
Molecule: messenger RNA, 3798 nt
Organism: Humulus lupulus (European hop)
Lineage: Eukaryota; Viridiplantae; Streptophyta; Magnoliopsida; Rosales; Cannabaceae
Exons: 9
Coding region: 1470-3425 (651 amino acids)
Source: RefSeq, a predicted model, not a curated record